Molecule: messenger RNA, 1078 nt
Organism: Acanthochromis polyacanthus (spiny chromis)
Lineage: Eukaryota; Metazoa; Chordata; Actinopteri; Pomacentridae
Gene: cgas
Product: cyclic GMP-AMP synthase
Exons: 4
Coding region: 1-900 (299 amino acids)
Biological process (GO): positive regulation of defense response to virus by host; activation of innate immune response; paracrine signaling
Cellular component (GO): cytosol; nucleus; site of double-strand break
Molecular function (GO): double-stranded DNA binding; 2',3'-cyclic GMP-AMP synthase activity; chromatin binding
Source: RefSeq, a predicted model, not a curated record
AUGGUGCCUGUUCUGGUUGAGCGAGUCAACGUUGAACCAUUUGGAGACGACGGAGCGUUUUACAGCGUGGCAUUAAAACGUGGCAACAGUCUGCUGAAACAAUUUCAAGAGAAUGACAUUUUAUCUGCCAGCAAAAUGCUUCAGGAGUUCAGGGACGAAGUGAAGAAAUGUGUACAAAAAUAUAAAGAAUGGGUGGUGACCAGAAAGAAACCCGGCUGCCCUGCAGUGACCCUGACCACAGAAGUAGAAUCAGUCACCAUUUCUCUGGAUGUUGUUCUCUGUCUCAUGGUUAAAUCAAGCUGGCCGUCUUUCACAAACGAAGGCCUUAAAAUAGAGCGCUGGCUUGGAGCUAAAGUGAGAAGGGACCACAGGCUAAAGCCAUACUAUCUUGUCCCAAAAUAUGAAGGCAAAGGCAACGUGGAAAAUGAGAAUGGAGUACUUGCUAAAGAUAUUUGGAGAGUUUCUUUCUCUCAUGUGGAGAAGGCCAUUCUGAUGAAUCACGGAUCAGAGAAGACGUGCUGCGAAAGAGAGGGAGCGCCCUGCUGCAGGAAAGACUGCUUGAAGCUCCUAAAGCACCUUCUGAGCCUGCUGAAGGAAAGCGACUCCUCGCUUGACAAGUUCUGCUCCUACCACGCCAAGACCACGCUCUUCCACGCCUGCUGCUCCAGAACUAAAGACAGCGACUGGAAGGCCUCAGACCUGAGCCUCUGCUUCCAUCGGCUGCUGGAGGACUUCGAAGGCCACCUACAAAGAGGUGAACUCCCCAACUUCUUCAUACCCAGUCAGGACCUGCUCUCUGGACCCGGCAAGAAGAAGUGCAAAAAUCUGGCCGAUCGGAUCGAGGAGGAACGUCACAAAGGCUUUCCUAUAUUCAGCCAACAACUUGAUAAUCCACGUUAAAUGUUUGCUUUGAGACUUCAUCAGCCCCACAGAGUCUGAAACAACCAAGUAAAAACUGAGAAACUAAACCAAACUUCAUCUCAAACUAAAUGAAAAUAGAUUCUAUGUAUUUAAAUGUAUGUUUAUUGAAGCUAUUGCUUCCAGAAACCUGGCUUAAAUAAAUAUGUUUGCCUUUUCA